UUGAUACAACAACAUGUCAGUGUAUAUCAUCAACUAUUUCAAGUCUCCAAUUAAGUUUUUGUGGGAUUUGAGUAUGAAGAUGAAGCUUUUGUUAACAGUCGGCACUUGCUUAGUACUUUGGUCGGUGAUGUUAGUAUCUUUCUCAAACGUCUUCAAACACCACCUUCUUGGCGCUAUAGUCAACGGUUCAAAUGAUUCCGACAAACCUAGGGAUAAACUGUUAGAAGGUCUUUUAACUGCUGAUUUCGAUGAAGAUUCUUGCUUAAGUAGGUAUCAGUCUUCCUUGUAUCGCAAGCCAUCUCCUUACAAGCCUUCUCAAUAUCUUGUCUCUAAGCUUAGAAGCUAUGAGAAGCUUCACCAGCGUUGCGGUCCAGACACAGAAGCUUACAAGCAAGCAACAAAGAAUCUUGGUCAUGAUGAUGAGAAUUAUGCAAACAAGUCCGUUGGUGAAUGCAAAUACAUUGUGUGGGUCGCGGUUUACGGUCUUGGAAACAGAAUACUAACUCUUGCCUCAGUCUUCCUCUACGCGCUCUUGACAGAGAGAGUUGUCCUUGUUGAUCAAAGCAAAGACAUAAGUGAUCUCUUCUGCGAGCCGUUUCCAGGUACUUCAUGGUUACUCCCUAAUGAAUUUCCAUUGAUGAAUCAGAUCGAUGGCUACGACAAAGGAUACUCUCGUUGUUACGGAACAAUGUUGAAGAAUCAAACAAUUAACUCCACUUCAAUCCCGCCGCAUCUGUAUCUUCACAUCCUACAUGAUUCAAGAGAUGAAGACAAGAUGUUCUUCUGCCAAAAGGAUCAAACUAUGAUGAACAAAGUCCCUUGGUUGAUUGUCAAAGCCAAUGUCUACUUUGUUCCAUCUCUAUGGUUUAAUCCAACUUUCCAGACGGAACUAAUGAAGCUAUUCCCGCAGAAAGAAACCGUCUUCUACCACCUGGCUCGAUAUCUUUUUCACCCGACGAAUCAAGUUUGGGGUAUGGUCACAAGAUCCUACGAUGCUUAUUUAUCAAGGGCAGACGAAACACUUGGGAUACAAGUAAGGGUUUUCAGCAGACGCGCUGGUUAUUUGCAGCACGUCAUGAACCAGAUUGUAGCAUGUACACAAAGGGAGAAACUGUUGCCUGGACUAGCUACACAUGAAUCACAAGUCACCAAUACAUCAAGAAGCAAGAAACUUAAAGCUGUUCUUGUCACAUCUCUCUAUCCAGAGUACUCUAAUAACCUCAAGAAUAUGUAUUGGGAACGGCCAACUUCGACAGGAGACAUAAUAGAAGUCUAUCAGCCAAGUGGAGAAAGGUUUCAGCAAACAGACAAGAAGCUUCACGACCAAAAGGCGCUCGCCGAGAUGUAUCUUUUGAGUUUAACUGAUAACACUGUCACAAGCGCAAGGUCUACGUUUGGAUAUGUUGCUCAUAGUCUUGGAGGGUUAAAGCCAUGGUUACUCUAUCAACCAACGAGAGGUAAAACUCCUGAUCCACCAUGUGUUCGUGCUGUAUCCAUGGAGCCUUGUUUCCUUACUCCUCCCACUCAUGGAUGUGGAGCUAAGAAGAGAACUAACUCGGCCAAAGUCGUGCCUUUUGUGAGACAUUGCGAGGAUCUUUGGCAUGAUGGGCUUAAACUAUUUGAUGAUACUAAAGAUGAGUUAUAGAUGGUGUUACAAAAAAAAAGAUGUUAUUCCACUGAAAACAGAGAAACUUAAAUGAAUUUUUAU
This is a messenger RNA of Brassica oleracea var. oleracea, 1708 nucleotides long. RefSeq names its product probable fucosyltransferase 7. The record is from RefSeq and is a predicted model, not a curated record. Gene Ontology annotation, molecular function: galactoside 2-alpha-L-fucosyltransferase activity. Gene Ontology annotation, biological process: xyloglucan biosynthetic process; cell wall biogenesis. Gene Ontology annotation, cellular component: Golgi apparatus; membrane. The transcript has 2 exons. Lineage: Eukaryota; Viridiplantae; Streptophyta; Magnoliopsida; Brassicales; Brassicaceae. The coding region runs from base 14 to 1645 and encodes 543 amino acids.